Molecule: messenger RNA, 1972 nt
Organism: Linum trigynum
Lineage: Eukaryota; Viridiplantae; Streptophyta; Magnoliopsida; Malpighiales; Linaceae
Source: the annotation of a GenBank genome assembly
CUCGUAAAUGGCCAAGUCAGUUCAGUAAUCAGUGCAAAGCUUCUUCAACCGAACGUUCGCAAGGAAGCAGUGAUCGGAGAGCAAUGCGGUUUCAGUACCGAACUCUCGCAAAAGCGGUGCGGCGGCGCACCGCGAGCAGUAUUUCACCCCCGCCACAGCCGCCGCUCGUCCUCCCGCGAUACUUCGCGCAUUUGUCUUCCCAGUCCACGGAAAAGCGCAGGCCUCCCCCUCGUCGUAAUUUUGGCAUUGCGUUCGAUAUCGACGGCGUCAUUUUUCGCAGCGAAUCGCCAAUCGGCGGCUCCCCUCAAGCUCUCAAACGCCUCUACGACGAAGACUCUGGUGCCAUAUGGAUCCCUUACGUUUUCCUGACCAAUGGUGGUGGUUUUCGCGAGUCUAUAAGAGCAUUGGAGUUGAGCACGCUUUUGGGCAUUAAUGUUUCGCCAUUACAGGUACUACAGGGUCAUACUCCCUUUAAGAAUUUGGUGCAGAGGCUUGAGAAUGAACUUGUUGUUGCAGUUGGAAAAGGAGAGCCAGCUGCAGUUAUGUCUGAAUAUGGAUUCAAAAAUGUUGUCUCUAUAGAUGAGUAUGCAUCCUGUUUUCCUGGAAUUGAUCCACUUGCACCAUACAAGAGUUGGGAAGUUAAACAGGCUGUGUUUGUUGUCAGUGAUUCAAUUGAUUGGAGCAGAGACAUUCAGGUUCUCUGUGACAUUCUAAGAACAGGAGGUCUUCCGGGAAUGGAGAUUGGACACCAGCCACAACUUUAUUUUGCUCAUGAUGACCUUGCCUACAAGGCUGCAUUUCCUUCAGAACGUUUUGGUUUGGGAGCUUUCAGAAUUGCGCUAGAAUCCAUCUUCAACAGAAUUCAUCAUGAUCCUCUUAGUUAUACGUGUUACGGGAAACCAAAUCCAUUUGUGUUCAAGAAUGCUGAAGCUGUGUUAAAGCAAUUGGUUUCUUCUUGCCCCGACAGUGGACUAGCCCCUAACAAUGCAAGUACAGCAGUGCAUAAUUUCGAAAGACUAUAUAUGGUAGGAGAUAAUCCAGAUGUUGACAUCAAAGGCGCACGGCAGGCUGGAUAUCCUUGGUUCUCAAUUUUGACUAGAACUGGGGUUUUCAAGGGAACCGGAAACCAUGACAAGUUUCCAGCUGACUAGGUACGUGGUUACUUAUGUGCAGCAUAGUAAUAGGGUAGUCUACUCCACAAUUUUUUUUUUCCCUAAUGAAAGCUGGGGUACCAGAACUCAUAUACGGUUGUUUCCAUCAGUCGAAAUGUGCAGUUAAUCUUAACAGAACAUCACCACUGGAUAACAUUUAACAGUUUCCUGAAGCUCGAUUAUGGACUGUACAGCAGAUAAAUCAUUUGGUUUGGACUUUUACAAUAUAAGCGAGGACGUAUGGUUGUGUUGAUGAAAUGCUGCUGCUUCGCGUUGUUUGUAGGUUGUGGAGACUGUAGAAGAGGCUGUAGAUUACAUUAUAAGAAAGGAGUGCAGCUGACACCAGGCUCAGUUCCGGAACAAGUCUUUUUCGAUCGACAUGUAUUGCAAAAACAGAGGAGAAUCAGUACUCAGGUGAACAAGAACCAUAUUGCAUCACCCUCUGUGGCUUAGAUUUUGAAGAUGCUGGACCUCCUUGUUUUUGCAUAUGCUUUUAGAAUACAUUAUAGCACAAAGGAAACUGUUCAGGUGCUUAUUUUCUUAACUGUUCAGGUGCUUAUGUUCAUGUACUCAAUGUUAUUAUAUCAAAUUUCUUGGCUUAUUAUUAUUGAGUUCCUCGGACAAUGGAAAUUAAUCCUAGUCACAAUAGUGUCUUAUAGUGUCCAUUAUUGGUCAUAAACUAAUAAUGGAGCUGGAAGCUUGUACCUUGGGGUCAAGCAACAAAGGAUUUGUGUAAAUUAUAAAUCUAGGGUUUGGCGCCUCGUUGGCCGUUGCUUUAUUUUAUUGAUUUACAUGUCAAUUAAUCAACAUAAAGUAGUUUA